AUGGCCUCAAACGACGACCGCGACAGUCCGCCACGGACUUCUGCAGAAAAAGCAGCCCAGCCCAGCUUGGAGAAAACUCCUAGUAAUACUGUCACUGAACCAACCGAAGGCGAUGAAUCACCAAAAGUGCCAGACCAAAAACCAGCCAGCGAUGAUUCUCCGAUGCCGCUUCCACAGCUUUUCCUCACCGGCCUUGGACUAUGGUUUGCAGUCUUUCUUAUUACAUUGGACGGGACAAUUGUGGCCAAUGCAGCUCCAAAAAUUUCCGACGAGUUUCAUGCUUUGUCGGAUGUCGGAUGGUUUGGUAGCGCUUAUGCCUUGACGACAGCUGCUUUCCAGCUGCUCUAUGGUCGUAUCUACUCAUGCUUCUCAAUCAAGUACACCUUUAUGGUUGCCGUCGGCCUCUUCGAGCUCGGUUCUCUCGUUUGUGCGCUCGCUCCCAACAGUAUAGCCCUGAUCAUCGGCCGGGCUGUCCAAGGUCUCGGAGGUGCUGGCAUUAACUCGGGUGUCAUGAUCAUCAUCUCCCAGUCCGUCCCAGUCCGCCUCCGUCCCGUCAUCGUCUCAUCCAUGGGGAUCGUAUUUGCCAUUGCUUCAGUUCUGGGCCCCUUGCUCGGCGGAGUCUUCACCAGCAAGCUCACUUGGCGAUGGUGCUUUUAUAUCAAUCUGCCAUUCGGGGCAUUCACUGCACUCACUGUUCUGCUGUUCCUUCGACUCCCUGCACGACCUGAACUGGCUUCAACUACUUUGAUGGAAAAGUUGAAGAAGAUAGACCUCAUCGGGUUGGCCAUAUUCCUCCCCGCGGUUAUCUCACUCUUGCUGGCUAUGCAGUGGGGUGGCUCAGAGUACGCUUGGAGCAACGCUCGGAUUAUCGCCUUGCUCGUGCUCUUUGGGGUUUUGGGUAUUGCCUUUUUAUUCUUUGAACAUUGGAAAGGAGCCGAUGCUUCCUUCCCUUUUCGCAUGAUCACGAGAAGAAACAUGGCUGCUGCUGCAUGGAAUGGAUUUCUGAAUGGUGGUGCAUUUCCUCUUUUGGUCUACUACAUUCCUUUGUGGCAUCAAGUCAUCAAAGAGGUAGACGCUGUCCAGUCUGGUAUCCGACUUCUUCCUCUCAUCCUUGGAGUGGUCGUUUGCGCUCUGCUUGCAGGAGCUUUGGUCAGCAAAUUUGGAUAUUAUAAUAUCUUCAUGAUCCUGGGAUCAAUUAUUCUUCCAAUUGGGGAGGGCUUACUGACCACAUGGAACGUCGACACGCCCUUUUCUCAAUGGGUUGGCUACCAAGCCAUGGUGGGAAUCGGCAUCGGUUUCGGCCAGCAGCAACCCAUGAUCGCCAUCCAGACUCUUUUGCCUCGACACGAAAUUCCAUCGGGCACAGCUGUCAUACAACUUUUGCAGACACUCAGUGGUGCCAUUUUCAUUUCGGUGGGCCAGUCUGUCCUCCAAAAUGAGCUGCUGCGCAACCUGAAGGCUGCUCUACCCAACGCGAGCUUCGAUGCUUCGGUUCUGACCACAGUCGGUGCAACUCAGGUGCGGAAUCUGAUUCCACCGGAGGACCUCCCGGCCGUGCUGGAAGCCUACAACGACGCUCUGACCAGGACAUACCUUGUGGCUGUUGUUGUAUCAUCUUUGACUAUAUUUGGAAGUCUGGCAAUGGAGUGGAAGAAUGUGGCCAAGCCGAAGGCCCAGGAAACCAAAGACGUCGAGGCCGCCAAGGAGGAGAAUUUCACCAAGGGCGAGAACGACGCCAAGGAGGUCAAGGAAGUUCAAGAAGUCAAAGAAGCUAAAGAGUCGGCAUGA
Molecule: messenger RNA, 1788 nt
Organism: Clonostachys solani
Lineage: Eukaryota; Fungi; Ascomycota; Sordariomycetes; Hypocreales; Bionectriaceae
Source: the annotation of a GenBank genome assembly